This is a messenger RNA of Solanum pennellii, 3889 nucleotides long. Its product is annotated as transportin MOS14. Gene Ontology annotation, biological process: protein import into nucleus. Lineage: Eukaryota; Viridiplantae; Streptophyta; Magnoliopsida; Solanales; Solanaceae. Gene Ontology annotation, molecular function: small GTPase binding. The coding region runs from base 342 to 2786 and encodes 814 amino acids. The record is from RefSeq and is a predicted model, not a curated record. Gene Ontology annotation, cellular component: nuclear membrane; cytoplasm. The transcript is spliced from 26 exons.
GUAUUCAUUUGAGGACCAAUACAAAACUAAACUAGGAUUAAUUACUCUUUACAUUCAAAAGUUCUUCCCCCUUUCGACCAAUCGAGUAGUCACUGGGAAAUUUCAUCGAACGGUUGGGCUACACAUCCAUUUCCGUGCUUUGCUCAUUCAGUGACACUUGACGCAAACCUCUCAAAGGAAAGCGCCAAAAGAGAAGUCUUAUCGAUAUACUCUGUGUAUACGGAACUACAAAACCGACAACUCCUAAUUCAAGCGGCGAUUUAUAGAAGUAUUGGGUGUGUUGCCGAUUCAGAACUAGGUGUUUGGGGAGUUUUUUUUUUUCGGAGCUGAAGUGAAGAACUAUGGAGCUACAGAACACAGUUAAAGAAGCCCUAAAUGCACUGUAUCAUCAUCCAGAUGACGGCGUUCGAAUGCAGGCCGAUCGAUGGCUACAGGAUUUUCAACGAACUAUUGAUGCUUGGCAGGUGGCUGAUAAUCUGCUUCAUGAUGCAUCUAGCAAUCAAGAAACUUUAAUAUUCUGUUCUCAAACUCUCAGAAGCAAGGUUCAACGGGAUUUUGAAGAACUACCUUCUGAAGCUUUUCGUCCGCUACGGGAUUCUCUGAAUACCUUGUUGAAAACAUUUCAUAAGGGUCCCCCAAAAGUUAGAACACAGAUUAGUCUUGCAGUGGCUGCUUUGGCUGUUCAUGUGCCUGCAGAUGAUUGGGGAGAUGGUGGUAUUAUAAACUGGCUUAGGGAUGAAAUGAAUUCUCAUCCUGAGUUUAUACCGAGUUUUCUGGAACUUCUUAGAGUUUUGCCUGAGGAGGAAUUCAACUACAAGAUAGCUGCUCGACCAGAUAGGCGACGCCAGUUUGAAAAAGAACUUGCUUCUGCUAUUGAUACCGCACUUAAUAUCUUGACUGCCUGUUUGAAUAUCAAUGAACUUAAGGAACAGGUCCUUGAGGCAUUUGCUUCUUGGCUACGGCUAAGGCAUAGGAUACCUGCAUCUACCCUUUCUUCACACCCUUUAGUGCUUGCAGCUCUUUCAAGCUUGAAUUCGGAAAUAUUGUCUGAGGCCUCCGUUAAUGUUAUUUCUGAAUUGAUACACUACACAGCAGCAAGAAAUUCCGGCGGAGUUUCGUCAGAGUUGGCCUUGAUUCAAGUAAUUGUUCCUCAAGUUAUGAGUCUGAAACCUCAGCUCAGAGAUCCUUCAAAGGAUGAGGAGGAUAUUAAAGCCAUUGCUCGUUUGUUUUCUGACAUGGGCGAUGCAUAUGUUGAAUUGAUUGCUACUGGUUCUGAUGAAUCAAUGCUGAUUGUACAUGCAUUACUUGAAGUUGCUUCACAUCCUGAGUUCGAUAUUGCUUCCAUGACUUUUAACUUCUGGCACAAUCUUCAGAUGAUUUUGACAGAAAGGGAGUCAUAUCUUGCUUGCGGCAAUGAAACUUCCAUUGAGGCAGAGAAAACUCGUAGAUUGCAGGUUUUCCGUUCAUCAUAUGAAUCACUUGUCUCCUUGGUUAUCUUCAGAGUCCAAUAUCCUCUGGAUUACUUUGAUAUCUCCAUGGAGGACCAGAGAGAUUUUAAGCAGACAAGAUAUGCUGUUGCAGAUGUCUUGAUUGAUGCAGCAUUGAUCUUAGGAGGUGAACCUACCUUGAAAAUUCUCUAUAUGAAACUAGUUGAGGCCAUCAGUCACUGUGGAAAAGAUCAGAGUUCUGAUUGGCGCCCUGCAGAGGCUGCCUUGUAUUGUAUAAAAGCUAUAUCAGAUUAUGUUUCUGAUAUUGAAGCCGAAGUGAUGCCGCAGAUUAUGUCUUUGCUUCCUAAGCUGCCUCAUCAACCCCAGCUACUUCAGACAGUCUGCUUAACAAUCGGAGCUUAUUCAAAGUGGCUUGAUGCUUCAUCAAAUGGAUUUUCCCAUUUGCCCACACUCAUUGAUAUUCUUGUGAGAGGCAUGAGCACGUGUGAAGAUUCUGCAGCUGCAGCUGCUUUAGCUUUCAGACACAUAUGCAAUGAUUGCAAGAAGAAGCUUUGUGGGUCACUAGAUGGUCUGUUUCAAAUUUACCAAACGGCAGUCAUUGGGGAAGGUCCCUUCAAAGUUUCUGCGGAAGAUUCGUUGCAUCUGGUUGAAGCUUUAAGUAUGGUUAUUACAGAGCUUCCUUCGGAACAUGCUAAGAAGGCACUUGAGGCAGUAUGCCUGCCAUCUGUUGCUCAGUUACAAGAGAUGAUCAAUCAAGGUCCCCAAGUUUUGGGGCAAAAAAAUGCUCGGGAACUAACUGUUCAUUUUGAUCGACUUGCAAAUAUAUUCAGAUAUGUAAAUCACCCAGAAGCGGUUGCAGAUGCAAUUCAAAAACUUUGGCCAAUUUUCAAAGCCAUUUUUGAUGUUCGUGCUUGGGACAUGCGGACAAUGGAGUCUCUUUGCCGGGCUUGUAAAAAUGCUGUACGAACUUCUAAGAGGCUCAUGGGGGUUACAAUUGGGGCGAUGCUGGAGGAAAUACAAGGACUAUAUGGACAACACCAUCAGCCGUGUUUCCUUUAUCUCUCAAGUGAAGUCAUUAAGAUAUUUGGUUCAGAUCCAUCCUGUGCAAAUUACUUGAAAGUUCUCAUUGAGUCUCUCUUUAGCCAUACAGCAUGUCUUCUUACAAAGAUUCAGGAUUUCACUUCCCGUCCGGAUAUAGCAGAUGAUUGUUUUUUGCUGGCAUCAAGAUGUAUCCGAUACUGUCCUCAACUAUUUUUUCCCUCUACUGUGUUUCCAUCAUUGGUGGAUUGUGCCAUGAUCGGCAUCACCGUGCAGCACAGGAGAAGUUGCUCCAACUAGAAUGCUAUACUUGGAAUUAUAGCGUCCAGCAAAGUUUGUCACCAUCCAAUCUGCACCGGUCAUGUUUGAUUCACGUGGAGUAAUACUUCAUCUGGAGCUUAUUAUAUAUGCUGAAGCCUGAAGUAUGCAUCCUGAUGAGUAUCACUAGAGAUUGAAAUUUGUAGUCCUAACUAGAAAGAUAAUAUUAGGUCAGUCAUUGUGAGGUAGUUUAGUUUACCAACUUCUUUUUUAUCUCCCUGGAACACCAAAAGGCUCCUCUGACCUAGUAGAUCACUAAGGGGACCAAAAUCUUAUCUCAUCAUAAAUUGAUUUUUCUUCCCUAUGAGUUAAGUCUCAAUAAUACCAUGGUUUUGUGACAUUGACACAUGUAACUGUCAGAAAAGUGCGGACAAAAAGGAUUCAUGUAGAUAACUAUGAUCAAGUACCUGAGUGAAUGAUACAAGAACUGAAUCACGGGACACGGCCAGUUUGAUUAGCAUGAAUUACUUGAUGAGACAUUAACUGGUCUGAUGCUGAAGGAACACAUAUUCACUGUGUUGGUUGUCAUAUUUUGUUGCAUUUCUCAAUGCAAUAUAAGCAGCAGUUUGUUCCACAUCAAUAUGGCGCUAUAUUUGUUUCCAAAGUCCAUUGCCUACAAUAUGGAUUACAGAGGCCAAGUACCCAUCAUAUUUAGUAAAAGUAUACUUGUAGUUGAAUUUUAAUAUGUCAAGCAUAGAAUCAUCUUUUGAUACUCCCCCGCUGUUUCAAUUUAAGUGUCUUAGUUUGAUUAGGCACAGAGUUUAAGAAAAUUAGGAAACUUUUGAAUCUUGUGGCCUAAAACUAAAGACGUGGGUAAUGUAUCAAGAUUUCUUUUGAAUCUUGUGAUCUUAAACAAACUAUGUAAGAUGGUGGAAUUAGGGAGUUGCCAAUGUCAUUCUUUCUGAAACAUACUAAGACCGAAAGUAAGGCACUUACAUUAAAAUGGCGGGAGUAUAUCAUUGUCCAUUCAUCUAUCUAAUUACUAGAGAACCUAUCAGGAACUGCAAGGGAACUCUGGCCCUUUUAGAUUUGGAUUUCUCCUUCUCUAGUAAUUCUAUUAUCCAAUUUGGUAUGAUAUUUUAUUA